Molecule: messenger RNA, 3275 nt
Organism: Stegostoma tigrinum
Lineage: Eukaryota; Metazoa; Chordata; Chondrichthyes; Orectolobiformes; Stegostomatidae
Product: complement component C6-like
Exons: 18
Coding region: 217-3006 (929 amino acids)
Biological process (GO): immune response
Cellular component (GO): membrane attack complex
Molecular function (GO): protein binding
Source: RefSeq, a predicted model, not a curated record
CUGGAACUCUAACCUCCACCUCUAACUACAUCCACACAUUUCAUUCCCUCUCUGUUUUAUUCCUGCUGCUCUCCCUGGUUUUGACGGAAGACAGUCUGUGAUCCAAGAAACUGACUGAGCUGCGGGUCUGGCCAAGCUCACAUCCUGAGGGGAGUUGGUGAGUGUCGAUGAGAAGGGGUUGAUGGUGAAGCGUGUCUGCAGCUGGGACCCAGAGCCAUGAGGCCCAGCCGUGUUAUCCUCACCCUGUCCCUUGUUGUCCUGUCUUUGGACACAGCCCUGGGCUGCUUCUGUGAAAAGUAUCCGUGGACGUCUUGGACAACCUGCUCUCGGACCUGCGGAGGGGGCCACACCCAUCGCCAGAGGGUCUUCACCCGUGAUGAAUAUUUCCGUAAGUUUAAUUGUGAAGCCCUCUGCACUCCCAGUGUGCAGGAGCAUGAGUGUAACACCCAUGGGUGCAGCACCCCGUGUCAGAUCGGAGACUGGUCCAGCUGGUCACCCUGUGACCCCUGUGUGAAGAAACAGUUUCGUUACAGGGCCCUGCUGAAGCCGGCUGAGUUUGGAGGGAGAUGUGAGGAAACGGAGAUGGACAGCGCGAGGCCGUGUUUACCUGACAGACUGUGUGGCAUCGAGCAGAAGGACUGUGUCAAUAAAUUCCGCUGUGACAACGGGCGCUGUAUCGCUCGGAAGUUGAGAUGUAAUGGUGAACAUGAUUGUGGAGAUGGCUCGGAUGAGGAGGGCUGUCCAAGGAGAGACCCACCCUGUCCCCGGCUAAUCGAGGACCUUCCUGGAGCCCAGCUGAUGGGCAGCGGGUACAAUGCACUGGCUGGGGAGCGGGGAGCUGAAGUCCUGAACAACACCUACUAUGAUGGGCAGUGCAUCACUGUCAGGAACCCCAUCAACCAGAAGCUGUACCGAAUGGCCAGCAACCUGGAGAACGUCACCUUACAGGUGAUAAAUCUGGAAGAUGAUGUCACCGAUGAGUUCUACCCGGAUGCCGCAGCGUACGAGUCGCGUGUUUCCAAAUCCUCGAAUCACUACAGCGAACAGCACAGCUCCUUCAACAUCCCCGUCCUGUUUGGGCGACACAAAUCCCGGAGAGCCACCCGCAAGAGCAGCUUCAAUGAAGUGAUCGAGGCUUCGAGGCAGAAGGACUCUGCGUUUGUGCGGGUUCACAAGACCAUCGCUAUCUCUGAAUUCCGGAUGAAGGAGACGGAGCUUCACGCGUCAGAGACCUUCCUGGAUGCUGUGAGCAGCCUGCCCCUUGAGUAUAACUACCCGUUGUACAGCCGCAUCUUCCAGGAUUUCGGAACACACUACUUCGCCAGGGGCAAAACGGGCGGCAUUUACGAUGUCAUCUACCAGUACGACAGGACCUCCAUCAAGAGCUCAGGCCUAACACAAGCUGAGAUGCGUGAGUGCAUCAAAACAGAGACAAAGAUACGCGUGCUAUUUAUCAAAAUCAAGAAAACCAGGACGAGGUGCACACACAACAGCAUGGCCCUGAACGCAAAAGGUUCAAUUCUGGAAGCGGCAGAGAAAUCAGUUUCCAUGGCGAGGGGAGGCCGUGUUGAGUUUGCUGCAGCGUUGGCCUGGCAGAAAGGGAAAGUCUUCCCCACUAAGGAGUACAACAGCUGGCUGGAGUCUGUCCAGGAUAUUCCCACGGUGGUGGACUUCACGCUCCGCUCCAUCCUCGGCCUUGUGAGGGGAAUUCCCUGUGCAGUGACAAAGCGGAGACACCUGGAGCGGGCCAUGAUGGACUAUACGAAGACCUUUGACCCUUGCCGGUGCUCCCCGUGUUCCAAUAACGGUAAAGCCGUGCUGUUGGACAACAGCUGCCAGUGUGUCUGCAAGGCUGGGACCUACGGGGACAACUGUGAGCUACGGACCCCUGACUACCACUCAGCUGUGCAGGAUGGCUCUUGGAGUUGCUGGUCAGCAUGGACGGACUGCAAUGCGUCCUUUCGCAGGAGACGAUCCCGAGUUUGCAAUAAUCCUGCCCCCCGGUUCGGGGGCAAGUCAUGUGAGGGGGCAGGCCAGGAGGAGCAGCACUGUGUCAUCUCGCUGUUCGGUGACAGGAGCACUCUGUGCAUUAAUGACGACGAGGUGAGAAGGGAGAUCACUGAUCCGCUGCAUCCUGGUCCCACCGACGGCAGUGUCUACUGUCCCAAACCAGAGGCGCCCGAGAAUGGCUUCCUGAGGGUCUCCAAACCUCAUUACAAGUUGGCCGAAAUGCUGGAGAUAAUCUGUUUCUCUGGUUAUGAGGCACGCGGAUACCCGUUCUACCGCUGCCUCCCGGAUGGAACGUGGCAGAAAGAGGAGAUGCACUGUCGGCGGACUGUCUGCACGCGGCCUGCUGUCUCCAGCCCUGCCACCCUGCAUCCAUUCAAGACUGAGUACAGCAUUGGAGAGAGCGUCCGGGUCCGCUGCCCUCCUGGGAUGAGAGCAGCUGCUCACCCUCAGUAUGAAUGUGGCGCCAGCCUCGCCUGGGAACCUGACCUGCCCCAGGAAAUUCUCUGCCGGUCUGAUAUCGACAGCUCACACUGUGACCCAGGACAGAAGGCGGAUGGAGACCAGUGCAUCUGCAAGUCAGCAGAUCAGGAUUGUGGUACGGCUCCACCUGCAGAGAUCUGUGCGUAUGAUGUCGCAGCUGAGAGAGUGCUCAGUACUUCGCGCUGUGCCUAUUUGGCGAUGAGAUGUGAAAACCAGAACCUGCAGCUGGUGAAGCAGGGGCCGUGCGAAGACUCUGUCCUGCUUUGGGCAGUAGAGAGAGCCCAGCUCUCAGUCUCCAGCUCCAAGAGGCAGCCCUGUCAUUUUAUUGACACAUGCUAUGACUGGGAGAGGUGUGCAGGGUCAAAGUGUGUCUGUCUCCUGCCCAAUCAGUGUCCUACAGGAGAUGCGAAGGAUUAUUGCGUGAUCGUAGUUUCUGGACAGAUGAAUGUCAGCCUUUGCAUGCUGGGAGCGAUGAAAUGCAAGAAGAUCAACUUUCAGAUGUGCCCAUCACCCUGAGGAAAAUAACCAGGACUCUGUGCAUUGAGAAUCUCUUCAUUGUGCAUUCGGUUCAUCGCACAUUGUGAGGUAGCGCACAGUUCACAGCAUAGAAACCAGAGACGGUUUCAAUUCGUUCACUUUCACUGUCAAUGACAAAAUAUAUUGCAAAUAUCUCCUCCUGUCUUGCUGAUGCUGCAUGUCUUUAACUCCACUAUCUGUAUGACGUAGAGUUUGUACAUUCCAAUAAAACACAGGCUGAGAUUCUCCAUCAGCUCAAUAGUUCACAA